AUGUCCAGCACCAGUGCCGACUUCGAACUUUCUGAGCUGCAGAAGUACUACCAUCUGCCGCUGCGGGAAGCUGCACGCCGCCUCGGUAGCUGUGAGGCCGUGGUCAAGCGCGUCUGCCGCCGGAAGCAAAUCCAACGGUGGCCGUACCGUCAGGUGUCGUCCAAGCUCAUUAAGAUUCAGCACUUGUGCAAGUACAUGGCGCACAUGUCGGACGCCGAGCAGAAGGCUCGCAUUCAGCAAAAGAUUAAGCAGCUCACGCAGGAAUAUCUGGAGCUCGUCGGCGGUCAAGUGCCGACCGAGCUGCAGCUCACGCCUGCUGACGUGCCGGCCCUACCACCGCCGAGCUACAGGGGCGACACCCCAAUGGAUCCAGCCGUGCUGGCCGCUGCUUCCGACGAUGAUGCCGGCCACAAAGAGGAGGAUGAUGACAUGGACGAUGAUGCUACCGAGUCUUCCGGCGAGCAGCGGCUGUCCGCGUACUCGCUGCGCUUCAUCCUGUCCGACUGCACAGUGCUCGAAACUGACACAGGCCUUCACUUCAGCACCACCGCAUAG
Messenger RNA from Peronospora farinosa, 555 nucleotides. NCBI's taxonomy places the organism in Eukaryota, Oomycota, Peronosporomycetes, Peronosporales, Peronosporaceae. The record is from the annotation of a GenBank genome assembly.